AAACUACAAAUGUCAGUUGCGACAAUGGCUUUAAGGUUAUCGUUAGUUCGUGCAAUUAUUCCUCCGGGUUUUCGGCCGUUUUCCAGUAAAUAUCCGGAGGGGAUCCAGCAUUUAGUAGACAAAAUAGUUGUUACCAAUGACGGUAAAAUGAUUGUCAGUUGGCACCCGGACACACCGUUUCCAUAUGAAAUGUCCAAGCCAAUACCAAACAUCGAGAAAUUGGACAGUACAUCGCUCCUGAAGGAGGACAAAUUGGACAAUGCAAUGAAGGCGUUCAAGAACAAGCAUCCAGAGGCGGCACGCCAGGAACUCAUGAGCCUUACAUACACCACGAAGCACAGAUGGUUCCCCCGAUCUCGCGACAAAAGAGCCAAGAAAACGCCAAUGGAGCGGCCCUAUUUGUAGACUGCAACUGGCCCAUUUGUUUCUUGUCAAUAUUUGAUGUAGGCUUAGUAAUAAAGAUGUAAAAUAUUA
Messenger RNA from Hermetia illucens (black soldier fly), 474 nucleotides. It is a transcript of the gene mRpL42, whose product is annotated as 39S ribosomal protein L42, mitochondrial. Lineage: Eukaryota; Metazoa; Arthropoda; Insecta; Diptera; Stratiomyidae. The transcript has a single exon. The record is from RefSeq and is a predicted model, not a curated record. Gene Ontology annotation, cellular component: mitochondrial large ribosomal subunit. The coding region runs from base 10 to 405 and encodes 131 amino acids.